Cryptomeria japonica (Japanese cedar) is the source of this 1435-nucleotide messenger RNA. RefSeq lists its product as uncharacterized. The record is from RefSeq and is a predicted model, not a curated record. NCBI's taxonomy places the organism in Eukaryota, Viridiplantae, Streptophyta, Pinopsida, Cupressales, Cupressaceae. The transcript has 2 exons. Bases 550 to 1200 code for a protein of 216 amino acids.
GUUGGCCUUUCACGCUUCCCUGCAUAAUCCAAAAUGAUCUUGGAAUUUUGUGAACCGGAUGGACUAAACUAGUACCUAAAAUACAAAACUUAUUUUUACAGUUUCUAGAUAUAUAUGUUAAAUACAUAACAUAUAUUUAAUUUAAAACUAUUAAAUUCAAAGUUAACUCAUCCAAAUCGGGCCGUGAAUUGCACUCGCGAACAAAUGCAAUCUUGUGGUGCAGUUUGUGCAGCUUGAAAAGUUAAAUUGCUUUGCAAAUGUUUGUACUUUAUUUUUUCUUAUCUAUAUUAUAUGUUUUGAAAGAUUCAGUGUCCCACUUUUGACUUGAGGCCUCAAACGCUUCAAUCAGAUCGAAUUCGAUUUAGAUGCGUAUUUAGGGCUCUCUGACUUUCGGACCGCCUUGGACUGCCGUCUUCCUCACGGAGUCUUCGCUACCUUUUACUCAAUCCAACCAAAUAUUAUAAAUUUCAGCACCCUGGGUUGUUCCGGGUACGCCUGGAAUACUCACAAAUCUCUGGUUUUUUCUGCUUCUGGGUGUUGAAAUCUGAAAUGGGUAACGCGGCUGCAUCAUCCAGAACAGGGCGCCAGGUGAAAGUGAUGAAAUUGGAUGGCGAAGUUCUGAAAUUUAAGACCCACAUAACGGUGGAUCAGCUUCUGCAAGACUACCCAAAUCAUGUUAUAUUGCUCUCUGAUGCUGUUCGUCAUGUGGGCGUUCGAGCCAGGCCUCUGGAGGGAUCCACACAGCUUAUGACCAAACAGCUCUAUUUUCUGCUUGAGAUGCCCAAAAUUGAGGCUUUUCGUGGCCCUGGGAGGAACAUGAGCGCCCAGUCGAGACUUGAAGCCAUGCUUUUAGCUCGGAGGUCCAGCUCUGAUAUCACUGGGCUUACUGCUAGUUCUUCUCCUUGUGCAGUUUCUGGGAAUUCGUCCCCCAUGAGAGGGGAAGAUGGGUCCAUUAGGGUUAAAGUCAGGUUGAGCAAAGCCCAACUGGCUCGAAUGACUCUGGAAGGCGUGAACAGUUCCGAAACUGCUGCAAAGAUUCUGGACCUCUGCCUUAACAAUGGAGAGCCCAAAAAUAUUGAGUCUUGUAGCCCGAAUUUGAUUCAAAAUCAGGGCUUUGAAACGCCCCGCCGUUCCUGCACGAAAACUGUGAAAAACCGGGUGAGAUUUCAUUCUGAUGUCCCAAAGGCGGAAGUUUACUGAAGGAUGAGAAUCUGAGAGAGCCGAAAUAUUGUGCAAUUAUACUGCUGCCAUUAUAGAGAUCUUAGUUUGGAGGAAUUGCCUGUGCAACUGAAUUUUGUAUAGUCUGCUUGUAUAUGGCUGCUUUAGAUAUUUUUUACAGUUUAGUUAUACGCCUGGUUUAUUCGGAUGUCUGCGGUUGUAAAGGAGUCAUGUUGAUGGAUUGAAUAUGAUAAUAUUAAUUUUUUAUUUGAUAAGA